This is a messenger RNA of Penicillium angulare, 954 nucleotides long. RefSeq lists its product as uncharacterized. The transcript has a single exon. Bases 1 to 954 code for a protein of 317 amino acids. Lineage: Eukaryota; Fungi; Ascomycota; Eurotiomycetes; Eurotiales; Aspergillaceae. The record is from RefSeq and is a predicted model, not a curated record.
AUGUCUUCGUCCAGCGAAGCCAGUCCCGGCAACUGGAUUACCGGCAGCUAUACGGGCGAUAGUAAUGGGGUGCGCAUCACGAUCGCGACCUUUGUGGGUGUCGCGUGGUACAACGUGUUGGAGUUGAUUGUACUCAUCUUCUUAACCUUCAAGCGCUAUGAGGGAUGUUACUUUUGGAGCAUGUUGAUUUCUUCUCUUGGAAUUAUUCCUUAUUCCGUCGGUUACUUGAUGAAGUUUUUCGCUUUGACGACUGCCACCUGGUUACCUAUCAGUUUACUCACAGUGGGCUGGUGGGCCAUGGUGACGGGCCAAUCGUUUGUUCUUUAUUCGCGACUGCAUUUGGUCGUUGAGAAUCAACGUAUUUUGCGCGCUGUCAAGGGCAUGAUUAUUAUGAAUAUUUUCUUUCUUCAUGUCCCUACUACGGUCUUGACUUUUGACUCCAAUUAUUCCGGGACUUACGCGUCUGUCUCCGGGUACGAUGUUAUGGAGAAACUUCAACUUACUGGCUUCUGCGUUCAAGAAGUUAUUAUCUCCAGUUUGUACAUGUGGGAGACUAACAGGAUGUUGAAGUUGAAUCCCGAUCGCGGUAGUCGGAAGACUAUUAUGCAGCUACUUGCUGUCAACGUCUCUUGUGUGUUGAUGGAUAUUGCAUUGAUGGUAAUCGAGUUUAUGAACUUCUAUAUCUACCAGACGACUCUCAAGGCUACUCUGUACAGCAUCAAGCUUAAGCUGGAGAUUGCUGUUCUUGGUAAAUUGGUCAACAUUGCCCAUCAACAUCUCUGGCAAUCGUCGUCUCGCGUUGGUCGUGGCCGUUACCCUUCCUUCGUCGAUCCUUCACAGAUCACCCCCAAUUUCAACAAUCCCGACUUUACCCACUCGGACUCCUUACCGACAAGUUCGGGGUCGAAAGGUCGCGCGACCGGAUUUGAAGCUAUCGAUUAUGAAGAACCAUGA